AUGCGCACAUGGGGCAACACACGGGCUGCUAAACUGGUCAAACAGCGGGUGUAAAAAUGCAUAAGCUGAAGUCUUCGCAGAGGGACAAGGUACGGCAGUUCAUGUCCUUCACACAGGCUGGGGAGAAGACAGCUGUUUACUGCCUCACACAAAAUGACUGGAAACUAGAAGUUGCGACGGACAACUAUUUUCAGAACCCAGAGCUUUACUGUAAGGAAUCCAUGAAAACCUCGGUGGACCGGAAAAAGCUGGAACAGCUUUAUAACCGUUACAAAGAUCCACAGGAUGAAAAUAAGAUAGGCAUCGAUGGGAUCCAGCAGUUUUGUGACGACCUUUCAUUGGAUCCAGCCAGCAUCACCGUGCUGGUUGUUGCAUGGAAGUUUCACGCAGCCACUCAGUGCGAGUUCUCCAAGAAGGAGUUUAUGGAUGGAAUGACAGAGCUGGGGUGCGACAGCCCAGAAAAACUGAAAGCCCUUUUGCCAAGAUUAGAGCAGGAGUUAAAAGACAGUGGGAAGUUCAAAGACUUCUACCAGUUCACUUUUAACUUUGCCAAAAAUCCCGGACAGAAAGGUCUCGAUUUGGAGAUGGCUGUAGCCUACUGGAACUUGGUUCUGUCAGGAAGAUUUAAGUUCCUCGAUCUAUGGAAUAGAUUUCUUUUGGAGCAUCAUAAACGAUCCAUCCCAAAGGACACGUGGAACUUAUUGUUGGACUUUGGUAACAUGAUUGCAGAUGACAUGUCUAACUAUGACGAAGAAGGUGCAUGGCCGGUCCUUAUAGACGAUUUUGUGGAAUUCGCUCGACCAAUUGUUACAGGAUCCAAACGUAAAACUCUCUAAACCCAAUCCCGACUCUGGAAAACCAGAACAUUGUUUCUUUUACAGCGACAUCAUAGUUUUUUUUUUAAGACUUGUA
Molecule: messenger RNA, 912 nt
Organism: Cyprinodon variegatus (sheepshead minnow)
Lineage: Eukaryota; Metazoa; Chordata; Actinopteri; Cyprinodontiformes; Cyprinodontidae
Product: DCN1-like protein 1
Exons: 7
Coding region: 57-836 (259 amino acids)
Biological process (GO): protein neddylation; positive regulation of ubiquitin-protein transferase activity
Cellular component (GO): ubiquitin ligase complex
Molecular function (GO): ubiquitin-like protein binding; cullin family protein binding; ubiquitin conjugating enzyme binding
Source: RefSeq, a predicted model, not a curated record